GCCUGAAUCACUACUCGACUCCGCCAAUUGUGAAGUCGAAUAAUUGUUUCCUCCUACAAGCUAGGAUGAACCAAUAAAUUUCACGCUCCUAGUCAGCAAGUUGACAGGCGCGUCAUCGCGCCCUACGGUUGACACAUUGACUUUCGAUCUCCAUAUCAUCAACGGAAUAAAUGGAGUGCUCCGUAAACGACCGCUUAAACGACCAACUUCAUCUUCCAUUCAUUCAUCCAUCGUAAUCGUCUCUUGGCUUAUUAUUCUUCGUUUAUAGUAAUAUUUCCAAUCAUCCAUUAUGUCCAAACUCCCUCUCAAGUCCCUCUCCCUCAUCCUCUCCCCCUACCACGUCGGCCUCCUUAACAAAGGCACCGGCGCCGGCCCAGCAUUCCUCAAAACCUCCGGUCUCGACUCCACACUCCGCUCCCUCGGCCUCCCCGUCCACGAAGUCCAAGUCGAGCCGGUCGACGACCACGAAGGCGAAAUCGGACGCAGCUUCGAGGUCAUCAGACGAACCGCGAUUCUAGUAGCGCAAGAGCGCCGCAGAGGCUCGUUCCCGAUCAUCCUCGCCGGGAACUGUAGUUCUGCGGUGGGCGUCGCGGCGGGACUUCACGCGUCGCGAGAGUCUGGAGAUGGGGGGUUGGGGUGCGUGUGGUUUGACGCGCACGAUGAUUUUAAUACGCCUGAUACCGUUAUGAGCGGGUACCUUGAUUCGAUGCCGAUCGCCAUGCUCGCGGGGCAGUGCUGGAAGGGUUUAUUGGGGACGGUUCCGGGACACGAGGCGAUGGACUUGGAGAGGUUGGUGCAUGUUGGUAUGAGGGACGUGAAUGACUUGGAGCGGGCCAGGGUGGAAGAGGCAGGGUUCGAUGUCAUCUGGGGCAGCACCGAGAAGAAGGUUGAUUUCGGUGCCCAGCUUGGGGUGGUGUUGCAGCGGAAGAAGCUUAGUUCUACGAUGAUUCACUUUGAUGUUGAUUCUUUGGAUACGUCCAUCGGACACGCGAACCGGUUUGCUGCGCCGGGGGGCCUGUUGAGGGAGGAUAUCAUUGGGUGCUUUGAGGGGAUUUCGGAGACGACUGAGCCGGUGUCUCUUACGGUGGCUUCUUUUGAUCCUUCGUAUGAGGGGGCUGGAAAUCUUGCGUCGGUUGCGGUUGAGGCGAUUAAGGUGUUUUUGCAGUCGUUGAUCAAAUCGGGGGUGCUAGCUAAGCCGUGAGC
Colletotrichum acutatum is the source of this 1203-nucleotide messenger RNA. RefSeq names its product putative arginase. Gene Ontology annotation, molecular function: arginase activity; manganese ion binding. NCBI's taxonomy places the organism in Eukaryota, Fungi, Ascomycota, Sordariomycetes, Glomerellales, Glomerellaceae. The transcript has a single exon. Gene Ontology annotation, cellular component: cytoplasm; nucleus; cytosol. Bases 290 to 1201 code for a protein of 303 amino acids. The record is from RefSeq and is a predicted model, not a curated record.